UAGAAACUUUUCCCGUCCCGCGGUUGGAAAAUGGCGGCGUAGGAGCGGGGUUCUCGCAUCCCCGCCCGCUCCGGCCGCCUCAGCGCCAUGACCCGUUGGGUUCCCACCAAAAGGGAGGAGAAAUACGGCGUAGCUCUUUACAAUUACGACGCGAGGGGACCAGAUGAACUUUCCUUACAGAUAGGAGACACUGUGCACAUAUUAGAAACAUAUGAAGGUUGGUACAGAGGUUACACACUGAGGAAGAAAUCCAAGAAGGGCAUAUUUCCUGCCUCCUAUAUUCACCUUAAGGAAGCAAUAGUCGAAGGAAAAGGGCAACAUGAAACCGUUAUUCCCAACGAGCUGCCCCUGAUUCAGGAGGUCACCACAACGCUGCGGGAGUGGUCCAUAAUAUGGCGGCAGUUAUACGUCCAAGAUAACAGGGAAAUGUUUCGCAGUGUACGGCACAUGAUAUAUGACCUUAUUGAGUGGAGAUCUCAAAUACUGUCUGGGACUCUCCCCCAAGAUGAGCUCAAAGAACUGAAAAAGAAGGUCACUGCCAAAAUUGACUAUGGAAACAGGAUUCUUGAUUUAGAUCUGGUCGUUAGAGAUGAAGAUGGCAAUAUUUUGGACCCGGAGCAGACGAGCACAAUCAGCCUUUUUAGAGCACAUGAAAUAGCUUCCAAGCAAGUGGAAGAGAGGUUGCUGGAGGAAAAAUCUCAGAAACAGAAUAUCGAUAUCAACAGACAAGCUAAGUUUGCUGCCACUCCUUCGUUUGCUUUAUUUGUAAAUUUAAAAAAUGUAGUCUGCAAAAUAGGGGAAGAUGCUGAAGUCCUCAUGUCUCUCUAUGAUCCCCAUGAAUCAAAAUUUAUCAGUGAAAACUAUUUGGUGCGGUGGUCAAGCUCUGGGCUCCCCAAGGACAUCGACAGGCUGCACAACCUCCGAGCAGUGUUCACUGACCUCGGCAGCAAAGACCUGAAAAGAGAGAAAAUCAGUUUCGUUUGUCAGAUUGUGAGGGUGGGCAGAAUGGAGCUGAGGGACAACAACACGAGGAAGCUGACCUCUGGGCUCCGGCGGCCUUUUGGAGUAGCAGUAAUGGAUGUUACCGACAUAAUUAAUGGGAAAGUUGAUGAUGAGGACAAACAGCACUUCAUACCAUUUCAACCGCUAGCGUUGGAUGACGCCAUUCGACACAAGCAGCUGAACAUAUCAUCCCGUUUUUCACCCAGGGUGGCAGGGGAGAAUGAUUUCCUUCAGACUGUUAUAAACAAAGUGAUUGCUGCUAAAGAAGUUAACCACAAGGGUCAGGGUUUGUGGGUGACUUUGAAACUUCUUCCGGGAGAUAUUCAUCAGAUUAGAAAAGAGUUUCCACACUUAGUGGAUAGGUCAACAGCUGUGGCUCGGAAAAUGGGGUUUCCUGAGAUUAUUAUGCCUGGUGAUGUUCGGAAUGAUAUCUAUGUAACGUUGGUUCAAGGAGAUUUUGACAAAGGCAGUAAAACAACAGCAAAAAAUGUAGAAGUUACAGUGUCUGUUUAUGAUGAGGAUGGGAAAAGAUUAGAGAGUGUUAUUUUUCCUGGUGCUGGCGAUGAAGCCAUCUCAGAGUACAAAUCAGUAAUAUAUUACCAAGUAAAGCAGCCUCGCUGGUUUGAGACUGUGAAGGUCGCAAUCCCUAUUGAAGAUGUGAACCGGAGUCAUUUGAGGUUCACGUUCCGACACAGAUCGUCACAGGACUCCAAAGAUAAAUCAGAAAAAAUAUUUGCCCUAGCAUUUGUGAAGCUCAUGAGAUACGAUGGAACAACGCUGAGAGAUGGAGAACAUGACCUUAUAGUUUAUAAGGCAGAAGCAAAGAAGCUUGAGGAUGCCUCCACAUAUUUAAGUCUGCCUUCCACUAAAAUAGAGCUGGAGGAAAAGGGACACUCUGCAACAGGGAAGAGCAUGCAGAACCUUGGUAGCUGCACCAUCAGCAAAGACUCUUUCCAGAUUUCUACUCUGGUCUGUUCUACAAAGCUUACCCAGAAUGUUGAUCUCUUGGGACUUCUGAAAUGGAGAUCUAAUACGAACCUGCUGCAGCAGAAUUUGAAGCAGUUGAUGAAAGUUGAUGGUGGUGAAGUUGUUAAGUUCCUCCAAGACACUCUGGAUGCACUUUUUAACAUAAUGAUGGAGAACUCAGAGAGUGAGACAUUUGACACGUUGGUGUUUGAUGCUUUGGUUUUUAUCAUUGGACUGAUUGCCGACAGAAAAUUUCAACAUUUUAAUCCCGUACUGGAAACAUACAUUAAGAAGCAUUUCAGUGCUACAUUGGCCUACACCAAGCUGACUAAAGUGUUAAAAACGUACGUGGAUAAUGCUGAGAAAUGUGGUAUCACUGACCAACUCUUCAAAGCCAUGAAAGCUUUGGAGUACAUCUUCAAGUUCAUAGUCCGGUCCAGGAUACUGUUCAAUCAGCUUUAUGAGAACAAAGGAGAAGCAGACUUCAGGGAGUCUUUGCUGCAGCUCUUCAAGUCCAUCAACGAGAUGAUGAGCAGCAUCUCUGAUCAGACAGUCAUAGUGAAGGGAGCAGCUCUUAAAUACUUGCCAGCCAUUGUCAAUGACGUGAAAUUAGUAUUUGAUCCAAAAGAACUUAGCAAGCUUUUUACUGAAUUCAUCCUCAACGUCCCCGUCAGCAGGCUGACCAUUCAGAAGCUCUACUGCUUGAUCGAAAUCGUUCACAGUGACCUCUUCACACAGCACGACUGCAGGGAAAUCUUGCUGCCAACAAUGACAGAUCAGCUCAAGUAUCACUUGGAAAGACAAGAAGAUUUGGAGGCUUGUUGCCAGUUGCUGAGUAACAUCCUGGAAGUGCUUUACAAGAAAGAUGUGGGGCCAACACAACGACAUGUCCAGAUAAUCAUGGAAAAGCUUCUGAGGACAGUAAAUAGAACAGUCAUUUCCAUGGGACGGGAUUCAGAGCUCAUCGGAAGUUUUGUUGCCUGCAUGACUGCCAUUUUAAGGCAAAUGGAGGACUAUCACUACGCUCAUUUAAUCAAGACUUUUGGCAAGAUGAGGUCGGAUGUUGUGGAUUUUCUAAUGGAAACAUUCAUCAUGUUCAAGAAUCUCAUUGGGAAGAACGUCUAUCCCUUCGACUGGGUUAUAAUGAACAUGAUGCAGAAUAAAGUCUUCCUGCGAGCAAUUAAUCAGUAUGCAGAUAUGCUAAACAAAAAAUUUCUUGAUCAAGCCAACUUUGAGUUGCAGCUUUGGAACAACUACUUCCACCUCGCCGUUGCUUUUCUCACGCAAGAGUCCUUGCAACUGGAGAAUUUUUCAAGUGCUAAGAGAGCAAAAAUACUUAACAAGUAUGGUGAUAUGAGAAGGCAGAUUGGUUUUGAAAUCAGGGACAUGUGGUACAAUCUGGGUCAGCAUAAAAUCAAGUUCAUCCCAGAAAUGGUGGGACCUAUCUUGGAAAUGACACUCAUCCCCGAGACGGAGCUUCGAAAAGCUACGAUCCCCAUCUUCUUUGAUAUGAUGCAGUGUGAAUUUCAUUCCACCAGAAGCUUCCAGAUGUUUGAAAAUGAGAUCAUCACAAAACUGGAUCACGAAGUGGAAGGAGGCAGAGGAGAUGAACAGUACAAAGUGUUAUUUGACAAAAUCCUCUUGGAGCACUGCAGGAAGCACAAAUACCUCGCUAAGAGCGGAGAGACUUUUGUCAAACUUGUUGUCCGCCUGAUGGAGCGACUGUUGGACUACAGGACCAUCAUGCACGACGAGAACAAAGAGAACCGCAUGAGCUGCACUGUCAACGUGCUGAAUUUCUACAAGGAAAUUGAGAGAGAAGAAAUGUACAUAAGAUACCUGUACAAACUGUGUGACCUGCACAAAGAAUGUGAUAACUAUACAGAAGCUGCCUACACGUUGCUCCUGCAUGCCAAACUUCUCAAGUGGUCAGAAGAAGCGUGUGCAGCACAUCUUACCCAGCGGGAUGGAUACCAGGCUGCUACUCAAGGACAGCUGAAAGAUCAGCUGUAUCAAGAAAUUAUCCAUUACUUUGACAAGGGCAAGAUGUGGGAAGAGGCCAUUGCCUUGGGUAAAGAGCUUGCAGAACAGUACGAAAAUGAAAUGUUUGAUUAUGAACAACUCAGUGAACUGCUGAGAAAACAAGCACAGUUCUAUGAAAACAUUGUGAAAGUGAUAAGACCAAAACCAGAUUAUUUUGCUGUUGGAUACUAUGGCCAGGGAUUUCCAACUUUCAUAAGGAACAAAGUCUUCAUUUACCGGGGAAAAGAGUACGAGCGGCGCGAGGACUUCGAAGCCAGGCUGUUAACUCAGUUUCCCAAUGCAGAGAAAAUGAAGACAACGUCUCCACCGGGUGACGAGAUCAAAAACUCCUCUGGCCAGUAUAUCCAGUGCUUUACUGUGAAGCCAAAGCUUGAUUUGCCACCCAAAUUCCACAAGCCGGUGUCAGAACAAAUCGUGAGCUUCUAUAGAGUGAAUGAAGUCCAGCGGUUUGAGUACUCACGGCCCGUUCGAAAGGGAGAGAAAAACCCAGACAACGAAUUUGCGAAUAUGUGGAUCGAGAGAACCAUCUAUGUGACAGCAUACAAAUUACCAGGGAUUCUGAGGUGGUUUGAAGUCAAAUCGGUUUUCAUGGUUGAAAUUAGUCCACUGGAAAAUGCAAUAGAAACCAUGCAGCUAACAAACGAUAAGAUCAAUAACAUGAUUCAACAACAUUUAAAUGAUCCAAAUCUACCCAUUAACCCUCUCUCUAUGCUACUGAACGGCAUUGUGGAUCCUGCAGUCAUGGGAGGUUUCACCAACUAUGAGAAGGCUUUUUUUACUGAAAGAUAUAUGCAUGAGCAUCCGGAAGAUCAUGACAAGAUUGAAAAACUGAAGGACCUGAUAGCUUGGCAGAUCCCAUUCUUGGCAGAGGGCAUCCGCAUUCAUGGUGAGAAGGUGACGGAGGCACUGAGGCCAUUCCAUGAGCGGAUGGAGGCUUGCUUCAGGCAGCUGAAGGACAAAGUUGAGAAGCAGUAUGGUGUCCGAGCUGUGCCUUCCAGCCUAGAUGACAGACGAGGCAGUCGGCCAAGGUCCAUGGUGAGGUCUUUCACGAUGCCAUCGUCUUCAAGGCCGCUGUCAGUUGCCUCAGUGUCAUCCAUCUCCUCAGACAGCACUCCUUCUCGGCCGGGCUCAGAUGGGUUUGUGCUUGAGCCCCUCCUGCCAAAGAAGAUGCAUUCCAGAUCUCAAGAUAAAUUGGACAAGGAUGACCUAGAUAAAGACAAGAAAGAAAAGAAGAAGGAGAAAAGAAACAGCAAGCAUCAGGAAAUAUUUGAUAAAGAAUUUAAGUCUACUGAUAUUUCUCUGCAGCAGUCUGAAGCAGUGAUCCUCUCAGAAACGAUCAGCCCACUGAGACCACAGAGACCAAAAAGCCAGGUCCUCAACGUCAUGUCAAGCGAAAGGCGUUUCUCCGUCUCCCCUUCGCCUUGCAGCUCCCAAGUGACACCACCUCCCAUAACUCCACGGACAAAACUGUCUUUCAGCAUACAGUCCAAUCUGGAGCUGAACGGCAUGUCUGGUGCUGACCUGGCCGACAUCCCUCCUCCUCUGCCUCUCAAAGGAAGCAUGGCCGACUAUGGGAAUCUCAUGGAAAGUCAAGACUUGAUCAGUCCAACAACAUCCCCCCCUGCUCAUCAAAGGCACCUGCCUCCUCCGCUGCCCAGCAAGACCCCCCCACCUCCACCUCCAAAGACAACUCGGAAGCAAACAUCUGUUGACUCGGGGAUUGUCCAGUGAAGAAAGAAGCCUUCUUUUCCAAAGAAAAAGCUGUAACAAUUCACUUCCCUAAGUAUUUUAAAGUAUAUAAUGUUUACCUCGUUCAGGCACGCAGUAUCUAACGUUUAGUGCAAUGACUCUAACUCGGUAAGAAUCUGCUUCUGGCAGUGUUUUGGAAGCACCACUACAUUAACCCCCUUUCUGGGGAUAUUUCCUCCCAUAACUUGAAAGGAAUCUGCAUUUCUACUUGAGCCCGGGAGGCAUUCACCAACUGACAGCACCCUCUCCCUCAACCUCCCUCGUUCUUAUUCCGCAUAACUUCAGGCACGCAGGUAGCUGUGGAGAUUAAGGUAGGAGCUGAAUAUUUUGUAACUAAGGCAUUUAGGUAGCUGUGGAGUUUUAAACGAACUGAGUAUUUUGUACUUAAUCUCAGUGUAUAUAGGAAUCAAUGGCAAUAUUCACAGUGAAUUUAAUGCACGUUGGAUUAGGCUUUGUGAUAAUGAGAAGCUGCAGUAGGAUUUCCCCAAAUAACAGUUAUCUCCAGGCCCUGCAAUCAGACACAGCUUAUUUGUGUCAUACGUCUUCAUUUCUGCCGUGUCAUGAAUAAGCUGAGAGCUGAUGGCCUUUUUCAAACCAGUCGUUUACAUUUU
Molecule: messenger RNA, 6371 nt
Organism: Centrocercus urophasianus (Greater sage-grouse)
Lineage: Eukaryota; Metazoa; Chordata; Aves; Galliformes; Phasianidae
Gene: DOCK1
Product: dedicator of cytokinesis 1
Exons: 52
Coding region: 88-5742 (1884 amino acids)
Biological process (GO): small GTPase-mediated signal transduction; cell migration
Cellular component (GO): cytoplasm; plasma membrane
Molecular function (GO): guanyl-nucleotide exchange factor activity; small GTPase binding
Source: RefSeq, a predicted model, not a curated record